AUGGAAGAAACUUUCAAGUUAGUGCAGCUCUAUAUCUCCUCCCACCAAACACCUAACCAGAGCUCCCUACUUACCUUUGGAGGGAUUGCUGUAGGUAGAAUAUGCUACGAAAGCUGUAGAAAAUGGUGGAACAGCUAUCGGAAUCCGUUGUAAAGAUGGUGUCGUCCUGGCUGUUGAGAAAUUAAUUGGGAGCAAACUUUUGGUUCCGGGAAGCAACAAGAGGAUCGCCAGUGUUGAUAACCAUAUCGGAAUUGUGAGACCUCCCCUUUCCCCGCCAGCCUCCCGUCAGAACUGACGAACGAAAUCCCACAGGCUUGUUCUGGUCUUGUCCCAGAUGCUCGUCACUUUACCUCUCGUGCUCGCAGCGAAGCAUCCAAUUGGCGCAAGCUCUACCGUAGCCCGAUUCCGAUCCCCAGCAUGGCGGACGCAAUGGGUGGUUAUGCCCAGGCAUAUACUCUUUACUCUAGUGUGAGACCGUUUGGUGUUACUGCCAUCAUUGGUGGCAUGGAUGAAGCUGGGGGGCCGGGAUUGUGGAUGGUAGAGCCGAGCGGCGUUGGCUGGGUACGAGACAUUUCCCUGUUUAAAUCUACUCAACAGCCUUGGGCUCCCAAAUUGAUGCCCAAGGUCACACCCAUCUCACAAUACUGACACCCGUUCUAACACAGGGCUACUUUGGAGCCGCAACCGGUCGAGGUCGCCAAGCUGCUAAGGCCGAGUUGGAGAAACUGCCCCUGCCCAACAUCACCGUUGAGGAGGCUGUUAAACAGGCGGCUAGGAUCAUCUACUUUGCCCACGACGACAACUCAAAAGACAAGGAUUUCGAGUUGGAGAUGACGUGGGUUAGACUCGAGGAGGGUACGGCUGAGGGACUCGAGGAGGGCGUCGCUGCCAAAGGAUGGGGGAAACAUGAGGAGGUCCCAAAGGAGUUGGUUGCCGAGGCCGAGAGACUCGCCAAAGAGAGCAUGGAGGGGGGUGGGGAUGAGGAAAUGGAGGAGUAGAAUGGGGUGCACUGCGUUUCACAUACUUUUCCACCUGAGGCCCUUUAGAAUCAAGAAGCUGGCGAUGCUCGCCCAACCAAAAAUUCGGAUGUUUUUCCAGUCGCCGAGAAGUGAUUACCAAUCCGGCACCGAGCCGACUUACUGGGGAGAAUAUGUAAAGUUUUUUUUUUUUUUUUUUUUGUUUUCCUCCCCUCCUUUCCUUUUUUUCCCCUUCGUCGAAUCCCUUAAUUGUUCAGGGAUACAAGUACCGGUACAACUUCUGUAUGGAGAGAGCCGCUAGGUUAUGACAUAAUAUCCCAAGGAAGAGCACAUGGUCUGACCUUGGAUUAUGUACUAGUACUUGUACGGUACGAUGGUAGAUGCGGACCCGUUGCAGCGCAAAACCAGAGGGUCACAAACGAAGGGCCGGGAAGUUUACCGGAAACUGAUAUACGGUAGAUUACAGUGUGCCAUAAAGUGGGGAAAAAUUACUGCACACUAUGAUAAUACAUGUAGUACGGUAAAUAAAACAUGCUGCAUGUUCUAUACCUUCCGCCUCCGAUCAGUUAGGGUAUGGUCCAUCAAUCAACAUCCAUUCUCCCCUCUCGCAUCUCCUUCCUCCUUUGGUUUUUAACCAAGCCCCUGAAUUGGGUUUCUAGAGUCUUAAUAAUCCUAGCCAAAUCAUCCCUGGUGAUAGCCAGCAGAUCCGCUCCAGCCUGUAGCAGAGUCUGCUGCUCAACAGGCAACUCGGCUUGAAUCGAGUGCCAAAGGUACUGAUCUCCCGGCCUGGUC
Molecule: messenger RNA, 1769 nt
Organism: Tuber aestivum (summer truffle)
Lineage: Eukaryota; Fungi; Ascomycota; Pezizomycetes; Pezizales; Tuberaceae
Source: the annotation of a GenBank genome assembly